CCUUCGAUGUCAAUGUCGUCAAGAUGUUUUAGUAUGCAAACUCCACUAUCCGAUCAACCACGAACAAUGAAAAUCGAAAAUGGAGAAAAGGUUCAACCGACUUAUUCGCCGCAAGAGAUGACCCGUCGCCAGGACAUGAUACGUCAGCACAUGGAGACGGCUGGUCUAGACGCAUGUGUAUUUACAUCGUACCACAACGUUUACUACUUUAGCGAUUUUCUGUACUGCAAGUUUGGGAGGAAUUAUGCCUACAUCGUUACACCAGAGAAAGCAAUUAGCGUCUCUGCAUGUAUUGAUUACGGUCAACCAUGGCGACGGACGUUUGGAGACAAUAUCGUUUACACAGACUGGCACAAGGACAAUUUCUUUCACGCAGUAAAACAAGAGUUAGGUGAUGCAAAACAUGUUGGCCUCGAAUUUGACGUCGUGCCUAUCGACGAGUAUACAAAAUUUUCUGAAGCGUUGCCGAACGCAAAAUUUACAGAUGUUGGUGAAUCUACAAUGCGCAUGCGCAUGAUCAAAUCUAACGAAGAAAUUGAAUUAAUUAAGCAAGCUGCAAGAAUUGCUGACCUGGGUGGUGAAGCCAUUAAAAAUGUGAUAACAGAGGGUGUACGGGAACACGAGGUGGCCCUUGCGGGGACUGAUGCCAUGGUUAGAGAGAUUGCAAGGACUUAUCCACAUCAAGAGCUGAGGGACACAUGGGUUUGGUUUCAAUCUGGCAUUAACACAGAUGGUGCCCAUAAUCCAGUGACAAACCGCCAACUUCAAAAAGGGGACAUUCUUAUCAUGAACUGUUUUCCUAUCGUUCAAGGGCACUAUGUUGCUCUGGAACGAACACUAUUUUGUGAUCACGUGCCAAGCGAUCGCCACAUGGAAUUGUGGGAAAUCAACUGUAUGGUUCAUCGCCGGGGGAUAGAAUUAAUUAAGCCUGGGGUGAAAUGUUGUGACAUCGCUCACGAACUAAACGAAAUCUAUCGGAAACAUGGACUUCUCAGUUACCGAAUUUUUGGCUACGGCCAUUCGUUUGGAGUGCUUAACCAUUACUACGGUCGCGAAGCUGGUUUGGAACUUCGCGAGCAUGUCGAGACAGUGUUACAGCCCAAUAUGGUCAUCUCGAUGGAGCCGCAUAUAACAAUACCAGAGGGAGAGCCAGGGGCCGGGGCGUACAGAGAGCAUGAUAUCUUGGUGAUCAAGGAGGAUAGCACGGAAAAUAUUACGAAAUUCCCGUUCGGUCCUGAACACAACGUUGUUAAAAAUUAAAUAUUACAAUAGACCCAUAGGCAAUCCAAAUAUGCGUGAUAAUUUAA
This is a messenger RNA of Dendronephthya gigantea, 1307 nucleotides long. Its product is annotated as creatinase-like. The transcript has 6 exons. Lineage: Eukaryota; Metazoa; Cnidaria; Anthozoa; Malacalcyonacea; Nephtheidae. The coding region runs from base 7 to 1260 and encodes 417 amino acids. The record is from RefSeq and is a predicted model, not a curated record.